CCGACCUGCACGUGUACGUAGCGCGGGAGGAGAGGGUCGUUUACACGGGCGCGCGGAGAAAAGGGAACGGAAAGAAAGAGGAGGAGGAGCCGCGAGAAACACAACGAACGCGUGUGUCAGACUUGUCUGGCCCGUUGGCCCGUCGCGUGGGAUCAACCGAACAAGGGCGCGAGACAUACGGACGCGACUCGCGCGGAGUGGAGGCAAGGGUACCUGCGACGCGCCGCCGUCGCUGUGUUUACGAGCGACAACCGUCGCCACCACCGCCGCCGCCGCCGCCUGACGUCUCGCCGUCGCCGUUCGCCGUUAGCGCAACAACGACACAAAUGACGGACCGCGAGGUGAGACCAGGCAAGCGACCGCGGCGCGAUGGUCGUGUCUUUUAACCGGUACUUGCCGGUGAUACUGCCGGAGAUCGACGAGAGCGAGCUCGGCGGUGCCGUCGCCGCGUGCAGCGGCGUCGGCCCGCCCGACGUCAAGCAACGCGCCCCGUUCACCACGGAUGAGACUGUCGCGAGGAGCUGCUCGGCCAGCAGCAGUAUCACCACCAUCGGCAGUGGUUCAACGACGACGACGACAACCCCCGUGACGACGCCGCCGGUCACGGUGACGACGUCGGCGGUCACAGUACCGCUGUGCGUCCUGGGCGAGGUACAACUGCGCUUCCUCUGCCCCGACGACCUAGAGGAAGUACGCUCGCUCUGCCAAGACUGGUUCCCUAUAGAUUAUCCUUAUUCAUGGUAUGAAGACAUCACGAGCUCGUCGAGGUUUUACGCACUCGCGGCGGUGUAUGGAGGUGUGAUAAUAGGACUGAUCGUCGCGGAGAUAAAGCCUUACGCCAGGUUGAACAAGGAGGAUCGUGGCAUCUUGUGCUCCAGCCUAGGAAAGAAUUGUCUUGUGGGUUAUAUACUUAGUUUGGGAGUACGUCGCGCGUACAGAAGAAAUGGCAUAGCCUCACUGCUAUUGGAACAGCUACUCGCCCACGUCACCGCACCUGAACGUUCCUCCGUAAAGGCAGUCUUCCUACACGUGCUCUCCAGCAAUGCUCCUGCUAUAUUAUUCUAUCAGAGGUGUCACUUUCGGUUGCACAGUUUCCUCCCCUAUUAUUAUUCGAUACGGGGAAAGUGUAAGGAUGGCUUCACGUAUGUCCUUUAUGUUAACGGCGGACAUGCGCCAUGGGGUAUCUGGGACUGGGUCCGUCACCUGGCCGGCGCGAUGACCAACCUCGUGCCGUGCAGAGUACCGCGGUGGAUCUGGCAACGUCUCUUGUGGGCAACCACCAUUCUUUCUUACCACAGAUGAUACAUCUUGUGAUUUGUUAUGUUCUGUUAUAUAUUUAUUUGUCUCUUUUUUUUAAUUCUCGAGAUGUUAUAUGCAUGUAAAGUGCCAUAAGUUGGUUAACGUUCUGACGGAUCCAAAGUAGAUAGCCAUAGUGUGGCUAUAUGAUUUUAUUAUUAUUAUUAUUAUUAUUAUUAUUAUUAUUAUUAUUAUUAUUAUUAUUAUAGUCCUGUGCUAAUAUGAAGUUAGAAAUGGACAUGAAUCAAUUUGCAUAACUUGAGCAGGUAUUUAAUAAAUUUGUUCUCAAAUUUGGGCAGCAAGGCGUCAGAGUAUUUUAGCACAGCUUUUGUUACCAAGGAUUACUAGUUAUUAAACAUACUAUCGUUACAAUUAUUGUUAUUACAAUGUUGUAAUAGUUCGAGGUAUGUAACUGCCAAAAAUAAUUAAGUUGAAAUCAUUUGCAUGUUAGUAUCUAAUAUUCUUCCAUUGUUUCCAAAGCUUAUGUAAUAUUAAAUCGUUAUUAAUUUACGAAAGCACAAACUUUAAGAUAAUUAUUGAUAAUUUGACUGUUUUUGAUUUAAAAAUCAUGUACCAUAAUUUUAUCUAAUAGAGACGCAAAUUUACAAUUUUUAGUCUUCAAAUUUCUAUUAUUAUUAAAAUUUGAAGAUUGAAAAUCAUAAGAGCAAAUUAUGAUAUUUUAAACGAGAAUAAUUUAAAAGACUGCAUUAUUACAAUUCAAACUUUGUAUACCUCUGCUGCCAUCGACUGUAUAAUAUAUGUAUAAACUGUGUACAUAUUUUGUAUAUUAAAUAAAUACUUAAUAUAUUAACAUGAAA
Messenger RNA from Monomorium pharaonis (pharaoh ant), 2114 nucleotides. RefSeq names its product N-alpha-acetyltransferase 60 (gene Naa60). Gene Ontology annotation, cellular component: Golgi membrane. Lineage: Eukaryota; Metazoa; Arthropoda; Insecta; Hymenoptera; Formicidae. The transcript is spliced from 2 exons. The coding region runs from base 370 to 1302 and encodes 310 amino acids. Gene Ontology annotation, molecular function: histone acetyltransferase activity; protein-N-terminal amino-acid acetyltransferase activity. Gene Ontology annotation, biological process: N-terminal peptidyl-methionine acetylation. The record is from RefSeq and is a predicted model, not a curated record.